Molecule: messenger RNA, 2565 nt
Organism: Ruditapes philippinarum (Manila clam)
Lineage: Eukaryota; Metazoa; Mollusca; Bivalvia; Venerida; Veneridae
Product: nuclear apoptosis-inducing factor 1-like
Exons: 2
Coding region: 1449-2009 (186 amino acids)
Cellular component (GO): nucleus
Source: RefSeq, a predicted model, not a curated record
AGCUUCAAAGGGUCACCUCUUAUGCGAUCUUUUGUGAGAAGAUUUACGCUAUUCGAAAAAAUAUAAGGCGCGAAGGCAUGAUAUUUUUAGUGUUUUCUCAAAAAAUAACUCGAAUAAACAAGAAAAAUUGAGUUAAUUGGCCAAAUUUUUUCUUGCAAAAAAAGAAGCAUUGCACAUGACGAGUACUUUUUUGACGAGAAAUUAAUAAAAGUUGUUUUUCGAAAAAAAUGUAGACGCAAUAUGUGAAAGAUUUCACUUUCUCGAUAAAAAUUAUGACGCAAUACCUAAUACAUUACACCUUGUCGAAAAAACAUUUAAUGCAUUACCCUAAUACAUUUCAUUUGAUGAAAAAAUGUUUUCACAAUGCUUAAAGUGUAGUCCGCUUUUCGUUAUAUUUUUGUCGACAUCAUCUUACCUUGUCACACAAUAGUGACAUUCAGGCAUAUUUUACUACAGAAGGCAGCAUAUUUAUCGAAGUCAUGGAGAAAGUUUUAACAGUAUUGGUAUGUUAUUAUUGUCAUUAUUAUCAUUAAUAUUACUAUUAUUAGUAGCACUAGCAGUAGAAGGAGUGGCGGCGAUAGUUGUAGCAUCAGAGAAGAAGCAGCAGCAGCAAAAGCAGCUUGUUACUGUAGAAGUAGUAGCAGUCGUAGUAGGUACUUGUAGAGGUACACGCUUUAAUAGAUUCAUUUAUUCAGCUUUUCGUGUAGCUUAAUGUAUAGUCUGUGGUUAACAGACACUUUUCGUCCGUUGUCCAUCGUCUGUAAACAACGUUGACGUUACCCCUCUAGCGUUUUCAUUUUUGCUUUGAUUUUGACCAGAAGUUGUAUCUUAAUGUAAGCUAGAUCAAGAUAGAAAAUGGGUUAUUUCGGGUGAAAUUCAGGGUAACAGUGACUUAAGAAAUAACAAAAAUGAUAAAAAAUAGCAAUUUGGCACACAAUCCAAACACCAUAUGCAUUAGGGGUACGGAACCUAUGCUAUAAUAACCACCAAUAGGUAAUCUUGGAAACAUGUCAUUUUGGUCUGGCUUGCUUUUUGACUAUUUGAGUAAUCUGCCAUUGAAGUGGUAAAAAUGGCUCAAAAUUUUAUUUUGAGCUUCUAGUCACUCUAGUGUUGUUAUUGUUUCUACACACCUUUACAAAUGGCCAAAAUAUUUAUGAACAUGAGUCCUAGGAAUAUCGGAAAAAGAACAACCUGGGGUGGUUGUCUCGAAAAAUUAUCGUAUCGUAAAGUUGUGACAAAACUUACGAUAUUGCUACGAUAUAACUAAGAUGUCCUUAUUUCUUCCUUAUUUUGGAAGAGCACCUUAACAAUCUCGUUUCUCAAACGUUAUUUACGACAUCGUAUAUGCAAAGGUGACUUUGUGUAGUUCAAACAUAGCACGGUUUUCAUAUUGAUGCAUAGAUUUUUUGUAGUAUUUCACAUCAUAGUUGAAAUUAGUUCAGAAAAAAAUGGCGGAAUCAAGAAAAAGGAGACCAAACUUUUCUACAAAUGAACUUGAGGUUCUUGCAAGAGAGGUGAGUGAGAGCAAAUCACUUCUUUUCAGCAAAUUUUCUGACAUUAUCACAAAUGAAAAGAAAACAAAAAAAUGGGUUCAAAUAACAGCAAAAAUUAAUUCAGUUUCGUCCUGUGAAAGAAGUUGCACAGAAGUAAGAAAGAAGUGGAGUGAUUGGUCAUCCGCUAUUAAAUCUAAGGGAGCUAAAAUAAAGCAAAGUCAACAAAGGACUGGUGGCGUGAGCAGAGACACAUCCCCGUUAAGUCCUUUAACACCAACUGCAUGUAACGCCUUGACAGAGGGUGCUCAUAGCGACAUUAUAGAUUUGGAGCGGGAGAAAUUGGUAAUAAAGAGGCAACGUCUUGAGAUUGAACAAAUCAGGCUCGACAUAGAACGGGAGCGCUUAGGUGUUGAGAAAGACAUUUUAGCAUCUUUAACUGACCUUCUUUCUCGUCUUCGAGGAAAUCAUCAAGAACAGACUGGAGAAGAGGAAUCCACAUUUUACAUGAACCUGUAAUGUUUGGUAUCUUUAUGUGUAAAUACUGUCUGUAGUUUUAACUAUUUUCUCACAUUAAAAAUUAUAUAUUGCAUAAUCAUGGAAAGCAAAUCAUUUUUUAUUUAAUGCAUGAAACGUGAAAAAAAUAGCAAUUUUAACUGCGCGUUAUACAAACGCACUUAAAUAUGACGGAUGUUCGAACGUUGCUGCACAAACACAAGUAUUUCAAGUUAAUUGUCACUAUUGCGGUGAAAUAUUUUUUACCUAUUUAAGAAAAAAAAAGAUAUUUGAAUUGAUAUGAAAAAAUGCCAUAAAAACAAAACUAACAAUUACUAGUAUUUUUCAUAUAAAUUAAAGUUAAUGGAAUCAUGAAAAUUAAAGCGCACGCCAAGUCAAGUUCGACAAAGCUAUUUUAGUCAUCGUUUGAGUGACGGCAUGUGAGUGAUAUUGAUUUUAUUUCACUGAUAAAAAUCAGUAGUUAUCAUUUAAUAAAUACAACAUAUUUUUCUUCAAUUUAAUGCCUAAAAAGUGUACGUACGUACGUAUAGAAAAUUACGUCAGACGUUCAACGGCUGCG